Molecule: messenger RNA, 2354 nt
Organism: Dipodomys ordii (Ord's kangaroo rat)
Lineage: Eukaryota; Metazoa; Chordata; Mammalia; Rodentia; Heteromyidae
Gene: Ero1a
Product: endoplasmic reticulum oxidoreductase alpha
Exons: 17
Coding region: 1-1383 (460 amino acids)
Biological process (GO): protein folding in endoplasmic reticulum
Cellular component (GO): endoplasmic reticulum membrane; endoplasmic reticulum
Molecular function (GO): protein-disulfide reductase activity; thiol oxidase activity; FAD binding
Source: RefSeq, a predicted model, not a curated record
AUGAGCUGGAGCCGGGGCUUCCUGAUCGGCCUCCUGAGCGCAGCGUGGCUGCUGCGCUCCGGCCGCGGGGACCAGCAGCCUCCGGAGACGGCGGCGCAGCGGUGCUUCUGCCAGGUUAGUGGUUACUUGGAUGAUUGCACCUGUGAUGUUGAAACCAUCGAUAGAUUUAAUAACUACAGACUUUUCCCAAGACUGCAAAAACUUCUUGAAAGUGACUACUUUAGAUAUUACAAGGUAAACCUGAAGAGGCCAUGUCCUUUCUGGAGUGAUAUCAACCAGUGUGGAAGAAGGGACUGUGCAGUCAAACCUUGUCAAUCUGAUGAGGUUCCUGAUGGAAUUAAAUCUGCAAGCUAUAAGUACUCAGAAGAAGCCAACCUCCUUGAGGAAUGUGAGCAAGCUGAGCGACUUGGGGCAGUGGAUGAAUCGCUGAGUGAGGAAACACAGAAGGCUGUUCUUCAGUGGGCCAAGCAUGAUGACUCUUCAGACAACUUUUGUGAGGCGGAUGACAUACAGUCCCCUGAUGCUGAAUAUGUAGAUUUGCUCCUCAAUCCUGAGCGCUACACGGGUUACAAGGGACCGGACGCUUGGAAGAUAUGGAAUGUCAUCUAUGAAGAAAAUUGUUUUAAGCCACAGACAAUUAAAAGGCCCUUAAAUCCUUUGGCUGCCAGUCAAGGUGAGUUUUUUACUUUAUUAAAUGCUUUAUGCCCUGAAAGAUCAUUGUUUUUUUUUUUGUUAUCUUGGUUGGAAGCCUCAGUGAACAUAUUUAUUUCUUCUUUCUUCCUAGAAACCUGGUUGGAGAAGAAAUGGGGUCACAACAUUACAGAAUUCCAACAGCGGUUUGAUGGAAUUUUGACAGAAGGAGAAGGCCCAAGAAGGCUUAAGAACUUAUAUUUUCUCUACUUAAUAGAAUUAAGGGCCUUAUCCAAAGUGUUACCAUUCUUUGAACGCCCAGAUUUUCAACUCUUCACUGGAAAUAAAAUUCAGGAUGCAGAAAACAAAAUGUUACUUCUGGAAAUACUUCAUGAAAUCAAGUCAUUCCCUUUGCAUUUUGAUGAGAAUUCAUUUUUUGCUGGGGAUAAAAAAGAAGCACAUAAACUAAAGGAGGACUUUCGAUUACAUUUUAGAAACAUUUCUAGAAUCAUGGAUUGUGUUGGUUGUCUUAAAUGUCGGCUGUGGGGAAAGCUGCAGACUCAAGGUUUGGGCACUGCUCUGAAGAUCUUGUUUUCUGAGAAACUCAUAGCAAAUAUGCCAGAAAGUGGACCCAGUUAUGAAUUCCAUCUAACCAGACAAGAAAUAGUUUCAUUAUUGAAUGCAUUUGGAAGAAUUUCUACAAGUGUGAAAGAAUUAGAAAACUUCAGGAACUUGUUACAAAAUAUUCAUUAAGAAAAACAAGUUUGAAAUAUACCUAUUUCGGACAGUGGAGGCCAAAGAGUGGAAUUUCAUUCAAAGGCAUAAAAGCAAUGACAGUCCUAAGCCAAACAUUUUAUAAAAAGCUCUUUUUGUAAAAAUGAGAAUUGUUUUGAGUAACAGUUUUUUAAAAAAAUUGUGCUGUCUAUGUUUAAUAUUAUUGUGAGUGAAAGUACUAUCUCAAUAAUGAGGCAUAAAUUUUAAAGUUCAAUACUGAACAAAAGCAAGAUUAUCAGGUUCAUUUAUGAUAGGACUAGAAAAUGAUGUCAAGUUUCACAAACUGGAGUUUUGUGUAAGGAAGGGUAAAAAAAAUACAACUGUGGUAAUGUGAGGAGUUAAACUGGGGAGAAUGCUUAAUAAUAGGAAGAUGCUAAAGAGGCUUAAGAAUGACCCAUAAUUAAUAGCCAUACAUUUAGGGUUGUCAGAUUUAGCAAAAAAGAAUACAGGAUGCUCAAGUUAGAUUUGAACUUCUGAUAAUAACUAAUUUUUUUAAAAAUCUAAGUUCAUUGCAUAUAUUUGGAACAUACUUAUACUAAAAUUAUUUUUAUUAUUUAAAUGAAAUUUAAAUUUAUCUGAGAGUCAUCCUGUGUUUUAUUUGAGAAAUCUUAACACACUGGCAUGAAAGAAAUCACUUUUAUUGUUAUAUUGCUAUUUUGAUUGGGUUGUUUUAUAGGAAGGUAAAUAAAAACUUAAAGGCAAAUGAGAUUUUUAAACAUGAAAAGUUGAAUAGAUUAUAUAUUUAUUCUCAUAAUAUGUUCCCUAUACUGAGUAAAAUUUGGGGGAAGACUUUUUAUUUUUAUUGUAAUUUCAAAUUUAUAGAAAAGUUUUAAAAAUAGUACAAUGAACUCUUUUACUAAGAUUCACCAAUUGUUCAUUGGCUGUCCCUCCCUUCCUCUCUCCCUCCUUCCCAGUAUUGGAGAUUGAACCCAGGGCCUGAUACUAGGCAA